Molecule: messenger RNA, 405 nt
Organism: Spirometra erinaceieuropaei
Lineage: Eukaryota; Metazoa; Platyhelminthes; Cestoda; Diphyllobothriidea; Diphyllobothriidae
Source: the annotation of a GenBank genome assembly
AUGGAUCCCGCCUUGGUGAAAGAGCGCGAGGCGUUCUUGCGCAGAGCAAGAACCAUGCAGUAUGUGGAGAACUCGCGCGUAACUCAGCAAUCUGCAUCGUCGUCACUGAAAAGUAGUAGUCCUGGCCCAUCCCCUGCUAAACGCCCUGCAACAAACCCAGCUCAGAGAGACUACCUAACAAUGGACACUCGUCCUCAAAACCAAGGCCGAUUUGCACUCCUGUCAAAAGUUGUAAAAUAUAUGAAGGUAUCCGUUUAUAUUAAGGGUUUAGAUAUCAUUUAGCAACGCCAUUUGGAGCGUGACAUUCACCCUCUUUCCGUCGAAGAAAUACUGGAAGAAACUAUGCUCCAGGACUCUCCGUUAUCAGACGUUAAGUGGCUUGAAACUGAGGUAUUUUAUGAUUAG